AGUUUUGAUCUUCGUGUCAGUUCGGACCGACGAGAGCUGAAGAGAUAGCAAGAUCUGUGCAUCAAGUUUAUUGGUGCAGUGUAUUUGAGAUUAGCUGAGCUCAGGAGCUGCUUAGCUGUGCGUCCCGCACUUCUGGCGAAAUGUCUGCUUGAGAUGGAGACAACCAGUGACAAGCGUAAUGCGAACACCUGGAAGAUGUACUCCACAAGAUCUGUGCCUGGCAGAACGAUUCCUCUGAACGAACGGGUCAUGCCGACCAAACCUACCAGUCAAAGCGCCCACAGCUCAUUCCAGAACUUCCAAGAUGCCACGGAGGAUGCGUGGGACGUGGGAGAUGACGAAUUUUGUCACAUAUCAGAUAAAAAAGUCCUCAGUGUGAGUCCUCCAAGCUCGAAGCCGCCGUCGAUGAUUGUGAAAAAUAUUGUUGAUGGAAACCUGUGUAUUGCACUGCCGACUGUGACAGGGACUCGUCGACCCGGCAUAGCCGUUCGACGAGGGUCCGAUGGGUGGAAACCCUCGGUCAAAGCAUUCGAGCCUCCUCAGAGGAGAGGUCUGGAGCACAAAUUCCGGGAGAUACUGCAGUCUGAAACUCCUGAUCUAGAAAAACUCCGUACACUAAGUUGGAAAGGAAUACCGACGCAAGUGAGACCUCUUGUCUGGAAAAUUUUGUCGGGAUAUCUGCCAGUGAGCGCUGAUCGCCGGAGACCGGUCCUGGAUCGAAAACGUGAAGAGUACUUUAGUUAUGUACGGCAAUACUACGAUAACAGAUCCGAGGACCAGAUGCACCAGGAAACAUACCGACAAAUCCAUAUCGACAUACCUCGAAUGUCUCCCCUCGUUCCUCUCUUCCAACAGCCAGCCGUCCAGUUAAUAUUUGAGCGAAUCUUGUACAUUUGGAGCAUACGACACCCGGCAUCUGGUUAUGUGCAGGGUAUGAAUGACCUCGUGACCCCGUUUUUCGUCGUGUUCCUGUGUGAGCUCACCUCGCCGAAGGAGGAUGUAGAAGUGUUCGAUGUCGCAAAAUUAUCCCAAUCGGAUCUUCACCAAAUCGAGGCGGAUUCGUAUUGGUGUAUGUCGAAGCUGCUCGAUGGCAUCCAAGAUAACUACACUUUCGCUCAGCCCGGCAUCCAAGCGAAGGUCAACACACUCCGUAUUCUUAUGCAGCGAGUUGACAAGCCCCUCUUCGAUCACCUUGAAGCACACGGGAUUGAAUUCCUGCAAUUCACUUUUCGAUGGAUGAACAAUCUUCUGAUGCGAGAGCUGCCACUGAGGUGCACUGUGAGGUUGUGGGAUACCUACCUCUCUGAAGGCGAUACCGGCUUCUCGGUCUUCCAUUUGUAUGUGUGUGCGGCGUUCCUCAAGCACUUCUCCAAGAGUCUGAUGAUGGAACGAGAUUUCCAGGGUCUGAUGCUCCUGCUCCAGAAUCUCCCGACUGCGAAAUGGGGUGAUACCGAAAUCACGAUGUUGGUCGCUGAGGCCUACAAUCUGAAGUACAUGUUCAAUGACGCUCCGAAUCACCUCGUGACGGGAUCGAUUUGAUCAGUCCUCAAUGCCGUCCGAGGGCUGCAAUAUUCGGGGAGUGGAAUACAAUUGUUGUAUAUAAAUGGACAGUGCUCUAUCUACAUGCGUAUAAUUAAAUGAUUACACUUUUGCAAACAAUAUAUCUGGAUUACAUCGGUGAGAGUCAGGACCAUAGUAGAACAGAAUGUUUGCGUGCGAGUGAUGGAGAAUCACCGUUGAACGACUGCUUCCUUUUGUA
Galendromus occidentalis (western predatory mite) is the source of this 1759-nucleotide messenger RNA. It is a transcript of the gene Tbc1d22, whose product is annotated as TBC1 domain family member 22. Lineage: Eukaryota; Metazoa; Arthropoda; Arachnida; Mesostigmata; Phytoseiidae. The transcript is spliced from 7 exons. The coding region runs from base 154 to 1539 and encodes 461 amino acids. Gene Ontology annotation, molecular function: GTPase activator activity. Gene Ontology annotation, biological process: activation of GTPase activity. The record is from RefSeq and is a predicted model, not a curated record.